Molecule: messenger RNA, 345 nt
Organism: Metarhizium album ARSEF 1941
Lineage: Eukaryota; Fungi; Ascomycota; Sordariomycetes; Hypocreales; Clavicipitaceae
Product: Yippee-like protein
Exons: 2
Coding region: 1-345 (114 amino acids)
Cellular component (GO): ubiquitin ligase complex
Source: RefSeq, a predicted model, not a curated record
AUGAGUUCCGAGGCCUACAAGAUGCUCGUCUGCAAGAAUUGCAGAACGCUUCUGGCCAACGAAAUCAACAUUGAGAGCAAGACGUUCCACGGACAGUCGGGCCCGGCCGUCCUCAUCACGCGCGUCCACAACAUCACCGUGGCAAAGCCGACGCAGCGCUGGAUGGUGACGGGCUGCCACGUUAUUCGGUGGGUUUCGUGCGCGGGGUGCAAGAGCGCAGUCGGCUGGACCUACGUGGCCGUGGAUGACGAGCGCCAAAAGUACAAGCUGGGAAAGUUUGUCCUGGAGACGGAGCAGCUGGAGAAGAUACGCCCUCCGCCGCUCGUAGACUGCGCCGUGUAUUGA